GGAGAACCUCACUUACUCGACCGAAGCACAUCGACAACCACCCCAUCGACCUCCGCUCACCGGGACUUUCACAAUGAAGUUCAUGAAAGUGGGCCGUGUGGCCAUCAUCACCCGUGGCCGUUACGCCGGUAAGAAGGUCGUCAUUGUCCAGCCUAACGACACUGGCUCCAAGGCGCACCCCUUCCCCUACGCCAUCGUCGCCGGUAUCGAGCGCUACCCCCUCAAGGUCACCCGCCGCAUGGGUAAGAAGACCGUCGAGAAGCGCAGCCGCAUCAAGCCCUUCAUCAAGGUCGUCAACUACAACCACUUGAUGCCCACUCGCUACACUCUCGAGCUCGAGGGUCUCAAGGGUGCCGUCUCCACCGAGACCUUCAAGGAGGUUUCCACCCGCGAGGAUGCCAAGAAGAACGUCAAGAAGGCCCUUGAGGACCGCUACACCAGCGGCAAGAACCGUUGGUUCUUCACUCCUCUGCGUUUCUAAACGGGGUAAUUUGGGGCGUUUUGUCGUUUGAGCGCGCAGGGUCUUAGAUGAGGCAAAGGGAAAAUGAAAAAGCAUCGAAGACGUCCGGUUCAAAAGCAUGGGAUCACGUGAAGUAUACCAUAGCACGAGAGAAGAAUGGGAAUGUAUCGAUGUACAGGUCCAGGACUUGACCAAUUUUUCUUAUCAUGAGGGAGGCCACUCAGAUCUGGCGUCCGUCUCGAAAUGAAAUGGAAAAUAUGAACAAAUUCAACUUUUUUUUUGUGUUUCGGAAUUCUCGGCUUCCCAGGGGUUUCUUCCUCUUUCCAACAACGCAUGGCACAACCUAGCGCAGACAAAAGAACGCAUCCGUACUACAGCAGCCGGUCAGGUCGGAAAAGAUUACCAAGUCCGAAGUCACCACGAUUCGCUCGAUCAUUCCAACCAGAAGCAUACUUAUCAUCUUGGAACGAAAGAAUGCCAUCGAAUCAUCCGACAUCACAGGCCCUUCCAAGUUCC
Molecule: messenger RNA, 976 nt
Organism: Aspergillus costaricaensis CBS 115574
Lineage: Eukaryota; Fungi; Ascomycota; Eurotiomycetes; Eurotiales; Aspergillaceae
Product: 60S ribosomal protein eL27
Exons: 4
Coding region: 74-481 (135 amino acids)
Biological process (GO): translation
Cellular component (GO): ribosome; cytosolic large ribosomal subunit
Molecular function (GO): structural constituent of ribosome
Source: RefSeq, a predicted model, not a curated record